This is a messenger RNA of Cercospora beticola, 2704 nucleotides long. RefSeq lists its product as uncharacterized. Gene Ontology annotation, molecular function: transmembrane transporter activity. The record is from RefSeq and is a predicted model, not a curated record. Gene Ontology annotation, biological process: transmembrane transport. NCBI's taxonomy places the organism in Eukaryota, Fungi, Ascomycota, Dothideomycetes, Mycosphaerellales, Mycosphaerellaceae. Gene Ontology annotation, cellular component: membrane.
AGCAUUUGGGUCAAGCACAGAAGCUAUAACGGCAAAGCAUGAUUUGCCGGAGAAAUGCUUGACUCGACGUCCAGUGAGACUUGUCGACUCGAUGCCUAUUGCACGAAACUAGAUUGGUGGCCGAACACCUCUGGUGGGUAUCACUUUUUCACACCCACUCGUGCCACCUCUGCCCACGGAGGCGGCAAAUGACGCCGCCUCAUCAAUCUAGCCAACCGUGACUAACAUAAUGAGAAAAAUGGGCGAACCCAGGCCACUCCGGUGGUUCCUUGCUCCUGUCCUUAAGAGGCGUCGCUCCUUCUGUUACUCCGCACGACUGCUUUCUUACUUUUCUAGGAAGUCGAGAUACAAAAAGAGACCUCGAGCGCUGCCAAAGCCGGUUCCGCCCUCGACGAUUUCUAUAUUCGCUACAUACUCUAGCGACAUCAUUUGACUUACACGAAUUAUUAUCACUCUACUACGUAGACAACACCAUCAUCAACAUCCACUUCGUCCAUCGUGCCCGACAGAUCGACACUAGUGGCACCGUCUUCGCUGUGAACACCGAUCGAGCUUGCCAAAGCACACACACACUUCGCCAACUGGAUUGGCCUGCACUUCGACUAUCUUCUUCGGCAACCCAGAGCGACAUCCCCAAACGCAGCAACCGACAAGAUCGUGCUACCACCGCACACUGCUCGAAAGUGACAACUCUCGCAACAUAGGCCGAAGGACCAACUCGAAAACUCGACGCUCGUAGCACAUCUUAGACUCUCGAAUCGGUAACGCAUCGCUCAUUGACGACCAAAUUAUCCCAGUGCGCAGAAGGUCGCCAAGAUGGGGUUCGGAUUGAUCAUGAACCCAUUCGCGACGCAUACUCCAGAGGAGUUUGCAGAUGCAUAUGAGCCUCUGCCAGAGUCACCGCGGCGUACACCAACUCCUCCAGAGGCUGUAGAGAGUAAACCUGCAGAUCGCGGCAGCAUCAGCACGAACACCAGUGGUUCAGACCCGGAGAAGGGUCAAAUAUCACAACCACCGCCAAGUGAGACCGGUGUAGAGCAGGCUGGACCUGCAAGAACCACCAUGGCACGUCUCAAGGCUCAGAUUGACUCUGAGCUCGCGGCAGGUGGCACGCAGACAUCAUACGACACCAAAGCAAAAGUCAUCAAUCAAGCCAUCGAAGACAUUGGCAUGGGUGCCUAUCAAUGGCAACUCUUCACCCUUUGUGGAUGUGGCUGGUUUGCAGACAACUUAUGGCUGCAAGGAGUAGCCAUCGCCUUGCCGUCGCUGAGCAAAGAGUUUGGCAUCGCGGAAGGGAUGGUGCGGUACACCACACUGAGUCUCUUCUUGGGACUGUGUAUUGGUGCUUCAUUCUGGGGUAUCAUCUCGGAUAUCGUCGGACGAAGGCUGGCUUUCAACUGCACGCUAUUCCUCGCUGGAGCCUUUGGCUUAGCUGCAGGCGGUGCCCCCAGCUGGCUCGGCGCCUGCGCCUUAUUCGCUUGUGUAGGAUUGGGCGUCGGCGGCAAUUUGCCAGUCGAUGGUGCUCUCUUCCUGGAGUUCCUGCCCGGAUCUUCGAGUAACCUGUUGACGAUGCUUUCCAUCUUCUGGCCACUCGGACAACUCGUAUCUUCUCUCCUCGGCUGGGUCUUCAUCGUGAACUUCAGCGAGAAAUGGGGCUGGCGAUACUUCAUUCUCACCUGCGGCGCGAUCACAAUGCUCAUGUUCAUCUGCCGGUUUCUCUUCUUCCACCUCUUCGAGUCGCCAAAGUUCUUGCUCUCGAGAGGACGACAGGCUGAGGCAGUCGCGGUCGUUCGGGGAAUCGCAAAGUUCAACGGGAAGAAGACUUGGAUGUCAGAAGACAUCCUGAACGAGAUCGGUGGCCAUCCGGACGAGGUUCCAGACGCAAAGUUAUCCAACAAGGAGAUUGUGGCACGCAAGCUGAAGUCAUUCUCCGGAGGACAUAUCAAGCCUCUAUUCCGCGGAAGAAAGCUCGCCAUCUCAACAGUCAUGAUCUGGUUCAUAUGGGCAACCAUCGGCAUGGGUUACCCACUGUUUAACUCUUUCCUGCCUCAAUACCUUGCAGCAAGAGGAAACUCUGGCCAGACCUCGCAGCACGACACGUAUCGAGACUACGCAAUCACUUCUAUCGUCGGUGUCCCGGGAAGUAUUCUUGCUUGCUGGCUGGUCGGUGUCCCAUACAUCGGCCGCAAGUUUACCAUGGCUGGCGCGACAGUCAUUUCUGGUAUCUUCCUGGUCCUCUUCACGCAAGCAACGAGCUCUGGGUACCAAUUGGCCAUGACCAGUCUGGAAGCUUUCUUUCAGAACAUUAUGUACGGAGUUCUGUACGCUUACACACCUGAAGUGUUCCCUGCUCCAAACCGAGGUACUGGAUCUGGUAUUGCCAGCUUCUUGAACCGCGUUGCUGGUCUCUGUGCUCCUAUUGUCGCGGUCAAUGCUGGGCAUGCGGAUCCAUCGGCACCGAUCUAUGCAUCAGCGGGUCUGUUCUUCGCAGCUUUCCUGGCUAUGUGUUUCCUGCCGUACGAGACCCGAGACAGACAGGCGUUGUGAGCAAAAGCUGCACAGAUUGUUACGAAUGGCAUUGCACAUAUGAUGAUACCCGACCGCGUGCUUUUUAAGUCGUUACAGUACCAUAGCUAUCACUGAGAAAGGAAUGAUCGUUAGCAUUCAAUUAUGUCUUCGAUUCCGUGGACUUCUUGGCACCCGC